CUGCCCCAUAAGCCCACACCUACUACUACCAUUCCUACCUUCCUAACCAUUCCAUGUUUCCACCAUAGCGCCUGCCUGUCUAUCUACCUCCUUAUUUCUUACCCUCCUUCCCUAUCACUGUCCUCCUCCCGUACAAAGGAAACCGCGAUGCCGCGCACCUCCGCCCGACUGGCCGCUCUCCCACGGGGCCAGGCCGGCAUUCAGACCUUUGCAAGAGCGACCAAGCCCGGUGUCACGAGUUGCCAGUCGCACACGGACCCGAAGAAGCAACAGCAGAAGCCACUACCCCCUUCAACCUCGACGGAAACCACUACUACCUCUUCCCCCCCUACCGCCGCCUGCCUCCCAAUCUCCCCGUCCAAGAAGCGGAAACUGCAUGAACUAGAGAAUGUGCGCAGCAGCAGCGGUGGACAGCCAGGCACACAAAAGGCAGGCAAGCCCGGCCUUGCUACUUUCGGAGAUGUACCCCAAGAGGCAGCCACCCCGUCCCGGACCCUUCGCCUCGGCGAGCUAGCCCUAUCCACGCCUCGAAGCGGGCACUACGCACGCUCCUCAGCCCAUGAUCGAGAAGAUGACGGCGUUCCCACCUCGCCCUCGAAGCGGGCCGCCACUCACAGGAGGAGGACCUCGUCCUCGCUCACGCGGAAGCCGACUAUAGUCGCCUCAGACACGCGCGUGGUGGAACGUCCCGCGUGCGUACAUGACCUAGUGAGCCUAUACUCGGCAUUCCAGAAAGCGGUCUCAAUCCACAUGAUGCACAAUGGCGUAAACCGUCCGGCGGACCUGCGGGAGCUGCUGCCUAGCAUCCAGCGCAUCUGGAAGAAGCGGAAGGUGGUGGUCAAGGAUCUGCAGCGGUUGAUCUGGGUGCUGGAGCAAGAUGAGUCGACUCCGUCGUCGUCCUCGUUCAGGAUCGCGAAUUAUGGUCUGGGGAGGGUGUGCUUGGAAACGUUGAGUGCUGCUGCCGCCGAUGGCACGACCAUUUCGUCUAUCUCGACAGCAGCGCGAGGUGAUGACGACAAUGAGUCGCUGGAGCGGUUCGAGCAGACGGUCGAGCUGCUCUGGGAGAAGGCGUUGGACGCCGCUGAUGGGGAUGCUGAGACGGUGGACUUCCUGGGUACGCUGGGCGUAGCGGUGGUUCAUGAGUCGUUGGUCCCGUUCACGACGUUUCGAAAGGGUCAGCAGCGGCUGCAGGAUCUGAAAGGUGGAGUGAUCAAGCUGAAGACCGAGAACCUGCGUGCGAAUGGGCAGGAAGGCUCUACACCGGUCAAGUCGCUGGAUGCGGCAAGUACGCGGAAGAAGGGCCUGCUGGAACGGAUUAAGGACAAGCAGUUGCGGCAGGCGAAGUUGCCCCCGCCGCCGACGAAGGAUAUGCUUCUCCAGCGAGCGGCAGCGGAGCGGGUCGAGGAGGUCGCCGGUGUCUUGGCUCUGUUGCGGCCCCGAGGGUACACGGGCAACGGUGCGCGGGCGGUGAUGACGGCGCAGCGGACGCCAUUCCGCAUGGAGACAAUUGUUCAGAAUGUUAAGGAUUCCUUGCGGAACCCGGUGGCAGAUCGGGAGGUCGAGCUCUGUCUGGAGAUCCUGGCUCGGGAGGAUGUUGCGGGACAAUGGGUCAAUCUCGUCACGGUGAAUCAGCUCAGAUCGGUGGUUCUGAAGUCGUAUGCCGAUGUGCAGCCCAAGGAGAUUGCCGCCAGAGUUGCACAGCUGAAGAUUGGGUGGGAGCAAGACGAGGCUCCUAGAACUUGAGUGAUAUGUUCUUUUUUUUUCAGUCACGCAGUUGGGGCUCCCCCCUCGCUCAUUUUGGAUGUCGUGAUACCUCAUCCGGAAUGCCUGGCAUGCAGUUCCGGCGUUAUGAUUGCAUUGUUUUAGCAUUGCAUGUGUCAUUUAUGUUAGUUUAGCGGCAUUCUGUUAUGUACUACGAGUAGCAUAGCCUUGUUCUGUUGGAGAAUUAAUAUACCAACCCUCG
Messenger RNA from Aspergillus saccharolyticus JOP 1030-1, 1963 nucleotides. RefSeq names its product DNA replication factor Cdt1 C-terminal domain-containing protein. NCBI's taxonomy places the organism in Eukaryota, Fungi, Ascomycota, Eurotiomycetes, Eurotiales, Aspergillaceae. The record is from RefSeq and is a predicted model, not a curated record. The transcript has a single exon. The coding region runs from base 148 to 1743 and encodes 531 amino acids.